Messenger RNA from Ceutorhynchus assimilis (cabbage seed weevil), 1320 nucleotides. The record is from the annotation of a GenBank genome assembly. Lineage: Eukaryota; Metazoa; Arthropoda; Insecta; Coleoptera; Curculionidae.
AUGGAUAACGAAGACAAAAAAAAACGGGGUGUUAAUUGGUCCAAAGCAGAAAUAAACCUGUUUAUGAAUUGUUUACUCCCUCACAUCAAUGUAAUCGAGAACAAACAGACUGAUGGGGUAUCUUUAAGAGAGAAACAAACAAAAUGGAAAAAGGUGCAUGAAAAUUUUAUUGCACAGAAUACCGAUCAGGCCAGGGACUUAACAUCUCUUAAAUUAAAAUAUGAUAACAUCAAGAGAAAUUUAAAAAAGAAAAUUCAAAACAAUAAAAAGCAGUUGACAAAAACCGGCGGAGGACCACCACAGGAAGAACCACUCUUAUGGUAUGAGGAAGCUUUAUAUCAGGUGCUUCAAGUGAGUAUUGAUGGGCUACCAUCAGAAGGCGAUUCCGAUGCCCUAACGACCCCUUUGAAAAAAAAUGACCCAAAACCCAGCACAUCAUAUUCAUUUCGCGCCUUGUUGGAAGAUAAUCCAGAUGGGGAGGCAUUAAGGACAGUCGAAAUAGUCGAAAUAGAUGUCGUUUCUGAUAUUGGAGAAAGCUCUACCAGAGCAGUGUCUGAUUGGAGAUCUAAAGUCAAAGCAAAGGCUGCAGACAUAAAUCAGGGAUUAAGCCAAACUGGAGGAGGUGGACCUAUGCCUCCUUUGAAUGAUAAUGAGAAACGUUUAUUAGCAAUUUUAGGAUGGACAUCAGUGACUGGAACUAAUAUAGAAGAACUAGGAAUUCCAACUAAAGCCUUGGAAUCUACAGCCCAAUCUGGUUCUACAGCAGAAGGUACAUAUAUUGAAUAUCUAGGCAGAGAUGUUUCACUUUCUCCUCCACCAUUAAUUUGGAACAAAGACUUGGGGGAAAGCAUGACAACGACAACCAACGAUGAAGUCUCCGUCCGAAAGAAUGUUGAAGAAGGUCCAAGAAAAGCUGAGGAUGAAUCAGUUAGACAAACGGAUGCCCAAAGUAGUUACCUGCAAACUGAAGAUAAGCUAGGAAUCGCCGAAUCAGAUAAAAAUUUUGAUCAAAUUCAAAAUUCUAAAGAUCAAAAUCAAAGCCAAAAGAUUUUUAAAAAAAGCAACAACAAAAGAGCAAGACAAGGGCCGUUGACCUCAUCGGAAGAUGAAAUCGAAAUUGCCCCUGUCACUUCAGAAACAGUGGAUAUCGAAGUUGAAAUCCAUGCACCACCUUCCGCCCAAAAAAAUAAUAAUAAUCAUGACAUAGACUCAGACAGCGGAGCAGAAUCUCAAUAUCUGCACCCGCGCGGCGACUUCCCCGCACUCAAAAAAAAACAAUACAAACCCCUUAAACAUGCCAGAAAAUCACUUAAAAAUUAA